AUGUUGUAUUAAAAUGCAAAAAUUAGAGUUUUGAAAGGUAGUCAUUUUUUAAUUUUUUAGGAGUACAAAAAUAUCGAAGUUAAACAGGGCCUUUUAAAUAACUAUAUUUCAAAAUAAAAAUAUAAAUCUUCUUUAUUGGUUAAUCCUCUUUUAGCUUUUACUUUAUUAAUGCAUACACAAAUAAUUUUAAGUAAGUUGACUUUAUAAUUAAAUACAAUUCAGAAGGAAAAGCUGCUUUAAUCAACCCAUGA
Molecule: messenger RNA, 251 nt
Organism: Paramecium pentaurelia
Lineage: Eukaryota; Ciliophora; Oligohymenophorea; Peniculida; Parameciidae
Source: the annotation of a GenBank genome assembly